AUGCAGAAUGAGUUCCCACCACUCGCGGCUGCCGCGAACGCUACCACUCAAAAACUGUCACGAUGGGAGCGCUUUUCCAAUCGGUUUCAUAUGAGACCUCCAGAGGACGAUGAGCCUCAGUCAUGGUGGAUAGCCUCAACCGCUAUUCCACUCGUAGCUGCGGCUGCCGGGCCGCUCGCCAAUGUCAUGUCUAUCGUGGCACUUGUCCAGCCAUGGAGAAACACAAUUAUUUCCAGAGAGACUGGACCUGGUGGUAUUUGGAUUGAGGAGGGAUAUAAUGACCCCAAAUGGGUCACUGCAAUGAAUGCCAUAUCGCUUUUCUGUGGUGUCGUGGGUAAUAUGUUUUUGCUGCUCAACUUCACUCAGACUGUUCGCUAUAUUAUUGCACUACCCGUGACGAUUGUUUCUUGGUUCCUUGCAACAGGCAUUCUUUGCGGGCUCACAGUAUCCCUAUUCAUCUACAACCCACCGAUUCCACCAAAUGAGGUCUAUUCGCAGGCAUAUUGGAGUGCUGUCAUUGCCGCAAGUCUCUAUUUUAUCCUGGCAUUCUUCUUGAUGAUCAACAUGCUAGGCUACUUCCUGGGAAAAUAUCCCCAGCACUUCGCCCUCACUGAUGACCAACGGACCCUCAUUCUCCAAAUGACUGGAUUUGUGGUCUGGCUUCUCAUCGGUGCAGCCAUCUUUCAACGAGUGUUGGGAAUCUCAUUUGCCGACGCGCUGUAUUUCUGCGACGUCACCGUUCUGACCUUGGGCUUUGGCGACGUCACCCCACAGACGGCCGUGGGAAAAGGCCUGAUCUGGCCGUAUGCAGUUGUUGGAAUCAUCAUGCUUGGUUUGGUGGUCGGUAGUAUCCAUCAAUUUGCUCGCGAAGUACACUAUGACAACGUCGUGCGCAAGCAUAUUGAGCAUAAGCGACGGGCCACAUUCAACAGAUCUGUCACGUUCGAACAACUUCGCGAUGCGGGUGAGCCUCUAGAAAAGGAAAUUGUUAUCCCGAAGCAGGCAAGUCACCGAUCCAAGGCACAUCACAAUCGACAACACCGGCAUCAUAGACAUAGACCAAUCCACGAUGCCCUGGUCGCCGGUCGCCGUCCCAGGCUACUCGUUAUGAGGGAGGAGAAAGAUCGAUUUGACGCAAUGCGUGCGAUUCAAUACGAGACCAUGCGUUUCCGCCGAUGGAACGACUUGAUUAUCAGCAUCAUCGUAUACAAUAUCGUGUGGACGGGCGGUGCAGUUGUCUUCUGGAGACUCGAAGACAUAUCUUAUUUUGAUGGAUUGUAUUUCUGCUUCUGUUCACUGAUUACUAUUGGAUAUGGAGAUAUCACGCCGCAGUCAAAUGCAGGGCGACCUUUCUUCGUCAUGUGGUCUCUCAUCGCUAUUCCGACCAUGACCAUGCUGAUCUCACAGAUGAGCGAUACCAUUGUUGCAGGAUACAAGCAUUCGACCGAGAGAUUUAGCGAUUAUUUCGUCAUGCCUCGCCAAGGAGCAUAUAAAGGGAUUUUUGCUCGAAUUCCACUUCUUCGACGGUGGAUACAAAUACGUCAGGAAAAGCAGCGGUUGAGACGCGGCUUCGAGGUCGGCGCGGAAGCUGACGAGGCAGCCGAAACGAACAACAGAGCGUCUCCGGCCUCAAAUCCUCAAGGGAUGCCUCCAGUCGUGCUGCCUCACCAUCGGUCAGGCGAUGGUCAUCCACAACGAACUCUUGAAGAGCUCGCCCGCGAUGCAAACCCGUCUCCAUUCGAACUUGCGCAGCAACUUUCCUUUGCGAUCCGUCGCACGACACACGAUGCACGCGAAGGAAAAAGAAAAAGGUAUACUUAUGAGGAAUGGGUCGAGUUCACUAGACUCAUUCAAUUUACCGACCCGAAUUCACGACCGAGCUUGCAUGCGGAUCGUAAUCACCCUUUUCAGACCAGUACUGGCGUCGACGAGGAUGAAUACGGUGUCUUGAACUGGGACUGGAUCGGCGAAAAUAGUCCCAUGUUGGCGCACCAGUCAGAGCCGGAAUGGAUUCUGGACAGACUUUGCGAGAGCUUGUGCCGUUAUGUGUCGACGCAGGAGCAUGCCCGCGCUGCAUCACAGGGUCACAACGACGAUGCAGCAGAAGCGCCUACUUUGAAGAAGGAGAGGGAUCUAGGAAUUGAGGAGGCCUGA
Molecule: messenger RNA, 2154 nt
Organism: Penicillium brasilianum
Lineage: Eukaryota; Fungi; Ascomycota; Eurotiomycetes; Eurotiales; Aspergillaceae
Source: the annotation of a GenBank genome assembly